UCUAAACAGCCGAAGUAUAAAUUUAAUGUGCUAGAGUUAACUCGCACCACAUAACUUCGUUAGCGGAAAUCUAAUACUGUUUCAAUUUAGUGACAUACAUCAGUGUAAAUUAGUCUUAAGUAGGAAGUGUACAAAUAUAUUGUAAAGAUAGAUGUUAAGUUCAAUUUUCUAAGAUUCUUGUUCAAGUGUCUGGUUCCAUAGUGCACUGCUGACCAAUAAUGUCUCCCAAUAAAACUAAGAAGGGGGCAGCUGGUGCCUGUGAACCACAUGCAGGAAUUGAUGCUGAUACACCAAUGCCAAGUAGAUCCAAGAAACGGCGAGUCAGUACUGAUGAUGAUGACGAUGAUGUUGGGCCAUCCAAAAAAAGUCAUCACACCUGCAUGUACCAGUAAGUUGGGAUUCAAUGGUCUACGCAGUCCUGGCUCGAUCCAGAGUCACAACAAACCUGCAGAACUAUUUCGCAAGGAUCUGAUAAGUGCCAUGAAGCUGGCUGACUCUGAAACGCUGCCGCAGGACAGUUACAUCCUCAUCUCGGACCCGUGGAAACAAGAGUGGGAGAAGGGAGUACAAGUCCCUGUGAAUCAGUCGGAAAUACCCAAUGUUGUCAUCAAAAAACAACUUGAUAAGCCUACUUAUGGUGAUUUCAAGCUCAAAAACCCCAAAAAGAUGCUCCAUGCUUUUCAAGAUGAAGUAUAUCGCCAGGGUAUUCACGAGUUGACGGGAAUGCACCAGCUGGCGGAACAAGUUGUUCGAUACGAUCUAGAUGAUUUGGAUGUUUGCUGGUUACAGCGGGCAAAUGAGGAUCGCGAGGAGAUAGGUCAGACCCUGAUUCAUGAGUGGAUCUUGGAGAGGAUCAUUGAGGCUUUUGAGAAUCAGUGUCAUGAAAGUAUGCACAACAUGAUAAAAACAGAGGAAGGUCUUGGUAUUGAAUACGAUGAGAAUAUUGUGUGUGAAGUAUGCAAAUCACCUGACAGUGAAGACUCAAAUGAAAUGGUGUUCUGUGAUGGCUGUGAUAUUUGCGUACAUCAGGCUUGUUAUGGGAUUCAGAGUAUUCCAGAAGGCAACUGGUUGUGUCGGACAUGUGCUCUGGGUUUCAAACCUCGCUGUAUUCUCUGUCCAAAAAGUGGAGGUGCCAUGAAAAGCACAAAGAGUGGAACCAAGUGGGCCCAUGUGAGUUGUGCUCUUUGGAUACCAGAAGUGAGCAUUGGGUGUGCAGAGAAAAUGGAGCCUAUAACAAAAAUAUCAAUGAUUCCUGCUAGUCGAUGGGCACUGAUCUGCUGUUUGUGCAAGGAGAGAUACGGAGCGUGCAUUCAGUGCUCUGUGAAGACCUGCAAGACGUCAUUUCACGUGACCUGCGGCUUCCAGAACAACCUCAGCAUGAAGACCAUACUCGAUGACUCGGAGGAGCCCGAUGGGGUUAAGCUAAAAGCAUUCUGCCCCAAGCAUACUAGGAAACAGGACAAUUCACAGUCCGAUUCGGACAGCGAUUCACCCAGAAAGGAAGGUCUGGGAACACCACGCAAAGAUAUGACUAAAGAAGAGUUAGCCAAUCUACGAGCGAAAAAGAUAAAAGAACUGGAGGCUGAAUUCUAUACAAUAGUGGAUGUUGCGAAGGUGUCUGAGGCGCUGGGUGUUGAAGAAGAGGUGGUGGAACUUGUUCUCUUCUACUGGAAGCUGAAACGGAAGGCUAACUUCGACAAGCCGCUGCUGAUGCCAAAGACCGAGGAAGCAGACUUGUUGGAAAGGCAGCAAGAGGACAGCUUGUUGGCCCGGAUGAAGAUGUUCGUCCACCUUCGCCAGGAUCUUGAGCGGGUUCGGAACCUGUGCUAUAUGAUCAGUCGUCGUGAAAAACUGAAGCGUCAGUACUACAAGUCCCGGGAGCAUGCCUUCAAGGCAGCGGUGCACGUACUGACAAACGACAGUCUCAAGUUGACGGCCAGAGAAUGUGAGAAGAUUGCCGACCGCUACAACACGAACAGCUUGUAUGAGGGCUACGGCCAGCAGGAUCCACCCGUUCUGAAGCCCAUGCGGCCGCUCAAGCUGUCCGACAUCAAACGGAACUUGAGUCGGUGCAAAUCCCAGUACACAUCUGACUCGGAAAGCCAGCACAGCGACACGGCGUAUGUUCCUGGCCGGUGCAUCCGUUCCAUGUCCAAGAGUAGCUGUGGGUCGAGAUCUGCCAAAGACGAAAUUCCCGUUCUCGAGCCGGAGGUUCCGUUGAAAACCGACUUUCAGACGGAGGACGUCGAUGUCACGGGUCUGGGACCUAGUGGUGACGAGGUUCCCGAGAUGGAUAAUCGAGUCGAGAUGGGGAGGCCCAGGAGGAGAAGGCGGAGAAUCGGAGAUAAGAGUAGCGAAUCGUCCGAGUGUGAGGUGUCCGAUCAGAGUCGGACAUCCGACAGUAAGAUACCGACACCGGAAAGGACGGAUGUGGUAGUGAAGUCUGAAGGUAGUGACAGUGGUGUGAAACAUAAUAAAGUCUCGACAAAAUCCGCGAUUCAGAAAUCAACUCUGAGCUUUGAAAAGGAAGUAAUUGUGAAAUAUCAACCCGAAAGUGCUGUGGUGAAAAGCGAACCUGAAAGUGCUAGUGAAAGUGCUCCUGCUGAAGAAAUAUUUGGUACACCUUCUAAAGGAACGAGUGAUAAUCCAUAUAAAGCAACGAGUGGUACUCCUAAGGGAAUGAGUGGUACUCCUUGUAAGGGAAUGAGUGAUACUCCUUCUAAGGGAAUGAGUGGUACUCCUAAGGGAGCAGAUGGUAUUCCUUGUGAGGAAGUAAGUGAUACUCCUAAAGAAAUGAUCGAUACUUCUAAAUGUGCAAGUUCUAUAGAAACUAGUUCUCCUAUAGAAACUAGUUCUCCAAAAGAAACUAGUUCUCCAUUAAAAAAAUCGGACCGAGGAAAGCAUAGGAAAAGGCGGAAACAUAAAGAACUAGUUCACCGAGAGCAUAGAAAUUUACGCAGAUCCCAUAAGGAUAAAAACAGAAAUGAAAACCACCCAAUGGAGUCAAGAUCUGUUCCCAGUAUUACACCUGUGGUUCGUAGUCCAAGGCACAGUAUUAGCAACGUGCAAAAAGACAAGACGAUAGCAAACCCUGGAACACCAAACUCUGCUUCUCCUGACAAACAGGCCAGCAAGGAACGUCGGUCGAGUCGGCAGGCCUUGCCGUCUAAAAGUGAGGGGAAAGUGAAAAUUGAGCGGAGUCGGUCUGUCCAGUCGAACAGCUUGAGUUCCAUGUACAUUGUGGAAAAUGCAAUAAAACAGAGAGUACAGAAUAAACUGUUGAAGUCCAGAAAGUCCCGUUUUCUAAAUGGCCUGCACGACGGGUCACUGAGGAAGAUAGACAGUUUCUUCCAGCUACGUAGUCAGAAAAAUGGUUCACCGGUACGAUCGAGCCCGUCUGGUGAUCAGUCUGGACGCAUUCUCAACGAGAUCCCGUCCGGUAUAGGAAAGAGUGCGUUUGAACAGAACAAGUUGUUUGGUGAGCAGUGUUUAUCAAAAGAAAACAACGGCUUCAGUACACCCCAAAAGACUGCCAGUGGUCAGAGAACACCGCAGUCGGGCAGGCAGACAGCGGGAGACAUGCUGAAAGACUUGAAAGCCAUCAUCUUGGAAGAAGGCAUCGGGUCGCCGGAGACAAGGAGCGUGAGGCGCAGGAUCGAAGCUGUGUUCGACAUCGAUGUCAAGAAGAACAUAUUCACCGAGGCGGGACUGGACGAAAUGUCGUCAAAGUUCUGCGACGAUGAAUUCAAAAAUGUCGAACUUGUCACGGACAGCCGCGGUUACCGAUCUCAGUCGCCCCUCUCCUCCGAGACCGACGGGUCCACCGCGUCUCACCGGUCAAGGGAGAGCACUCCCCGGAUAGUAACGAGGAGUCACUGUGUAGAUACAGACGAAAACUCUUUGGACAGCGUACAUUCUUUACGUAAUACGACUAAGUUACACUUGCGUGACGGUUGGUUAAGAGCCUCUCACUUCAAAUCAUGACACAUGGUUUAGCUGCAGUCACUUUUAAAACAGAUUUUGUUUGCAUUCAGACUAGUUUAGUCAGUUAUGGUAAUUAAAAUACCACCUUAUUUACCAUAUUGUUUAUGGUUAUGUGAAAUAAACGACCUAUGCCUUUUAAAGUUUUAAAACUUGUAAAAAAAAACCCCCAUUUAUAUGUAAAACAGUUGGUACUUGCAUAUAAUUGGAAGAAUUAAAUAAUACCAGAAUUUAGGCUUACCCAGCCUUGUUUUAGUUUACAUCAAAAUAAAUAUAACAUGAGUACCUUAAAGAAAUAGGUCAUUUGUGUUUAAAAUUUCAGAUAUGUAUCCAAAAAAGAAAGAAAAAAUCUUUAAAAAAGUAAAAAUGCACAUUUUGUUCUAAAAGUGCCUGCAUCAAACCAUUUCUGUUAUAUUCUCAGUAUAUUGAACCAUUUCACAUUAUUUUGUAUGUACACAAUCAUUACAGGUGAUUCUUUUUAACAUACAGUUCGUAGUCUAAACAAACAUUCUAGUAAAUGUUUUAAUAAAAAAUACCAUUACA
Messenger RNA from Gigantopelta aegis, 4524 nucleotides. Its product is annotated as protein Jade-1-like. Gene Ontology annotation, biological process: regulation of transcription by RNA polymerase II. The record is from RefSeq and is a predicted model, not a curated record. The coding region runs from base 268 to 3984 and encodes 1238 amino acids. The transcript has 17 exons. Lineage: Eukaryota; Metazoa; Mollusca; Gastropoda; Neomphalida; Peltospiridae.